CAGCUUGGUCGCCAUUUUGUGAGAAGGUAAAACACGGGAAAAUUACUCACGAAUAUUAUUUUUCUACUAAAUUUACAUACAGUUGCUGAAGAAAUCGCUUCAAAAUGGGGUCGUUAUUCCGAAGUGAAGAAAUGACCCUAGCUCAGCUGUUUUUACAGUCGGAGGCAGCUUAUACAUGUGUUUCUGAGCUUGGAGAACUGGGAUUGGUGCAGUUUAGAGAUUUGAAUCCUGAUGUGAAUGCUUUUCAAAGGAAAUUUGUAAAUGAAGUUAGACGCUGUGAUGAAAUGGAGAGAAAAUUACGUUUCUUGGAAAAAGAAAUCAAAAAAGCCAACAUUACCAUCUUGGAUACUGGUGAGAAUCCAGAAGCUCCACCACCGAGAGAAAUGAUAGAUCUGGAGGCAACAUUUGAAAAGCUAGAAAAUGAAAUGAAGGAAGUGAACACAAAUCAGGAAGCACUGAAAAGAAAUUUUCUGGAACUGACCGAACUCAAGCAUAUACUGAGGAAGACUCAGAACUUUUUUGAUGAG
Molecule: messenger RNA, 527 nt
Organism: Saccoglossus kowalevskii
Lineage: Eukaryota; Metazoa; Hemichordata; Enteropneusta; Harrimaniidae
Product: V-type proton ATPase 116 kDa subunit a 1-like
Biological process (GO): vacuolar acidification; proton transmembrane transport
Cellular component (GO): plasma membrane; vacuolar proton-transporting V-type ATPase complex; vacuolar proton-transporting V-type ATPase, V0 domain
Molecular function (GO): proton-transporting ATPase activity, rotational mechanism; ATPase binding
Source: RefSeq, a predicted model, not a curated record